Aspergillus pseudonomiae is the source of this 3060-nucleotide messenger RNA. It is a transcript of the gene triA, whose product is annotated as putative mRNA capping nucleoside-triphosphatase. NCBI's taxonomy places the organism in Eukaryota, Fungi, Ascomycota, Eurotiomycetes, Eurotiales, Aspergillaceae. The transcript is spliced from 3 exons. Bases 249 to 2519 code for a protein of 756 amino acids. Gene Ontology annotation, cellular component: mRNA capping enzyme complex. Gene Ontology annotation, molecular function: polynucleotide 5'-phosphatase activity. Gene Ontology annotation, biological process: polynucleotide 5' dephosphorylation; 7-methylguanosine mRNA capping. The record is from RefSeq and is a predicted model, not a curated record.
CGGCGUUCUCUGCAACAACCCCAUCCGCUCGAGUCGAUUCCAUGUGGUGACACCAUUUCCUCGCCCCUUACUCUUUUUUCUUGUCGAAGAGCCACCUCUACCCCGGUUAGUUCGGGGUGUUGUGGAAGGAGGGUCGCAGCUCCCGAAGCUCCAUCAAGCUACGUACGUUAUAUUCGUUAUUGUACCACGAAGAAUCCUUCCACCACCAAGAUCGCGAUCGACUCCACCAACAAAAUCCCUUCGCCAUCAUGGAUUUGCGCACGAUUAUGAACAACGAUGCCUCGGGCACGUCGGAUGCUCCACCAACUGCUCCUCCCCAGUCUCCGUCGCAAGUGUCGCGUAAGCCUUCGGAUCCCAUGUAUGCUCCCCGCGACCAACAACGGACCUCCUCCUAUCCAUCUGCCUACUCGAGUCACCCCCCUCAGCCUCCACCCCUACAACGUCCUCAUGCCUCCCCAGAACGUUCUUCUUCCUAUGGAUCGCUCCAAUCGCCCUAUCAAUACCAUCCUCCCUCCGCACAGGUUGCAGGCGCACAGUCUCAGCGCGGCCCGAGUCCUCCCCCCUAUGGUUCCUCCGCCUCGCGUGACUCGUUCUCUACCUAUGGCCAUCCCCAGCAGCAGCCCCAGCAGCAGCAGUCGCCCUUCGCACAGCAGCGCUCGCAAUCCAUCCAGUCUGUCCUGACCCCCUCGUCUACCUCCACCUACUCAUUUCAUCCCAGGGAAAGCCCGCCAGCGGCUGCUUCACAGUCUUACCCGUCACAGCAAUUCCCCCCUCCAGCCCAAGGUUCCGUACCCAAUACACCGCGAGGUUCUAUUUCUGUUGCUGCAUCCUAUACCCGUCAAACGCCCCCAUCGGCGCGCCCCCAAUCCUCCGGCCAUGAAUCCUUGUCAAAUCGUGCCUCGAGCCCGUGGGUGGGUUCGGACGCUCAGGUUCAUAUGUCGCCAACGGCGAUACCCCGUGUCUCACGACAGGAUUCAAGGCCGCUAGAACAAACCCCGAGACAAAAUUCUUCGGCGACCGACAGAAGGGACUCGGAUGAGAGUGUUAGUCCGAAAACCGCUUUUCCUUCUGGGUCUCGGCAAGGGAGCACGGCCGGAUACACCGACCUAGCGGCGGCCUCUUCUCAACCGAAGCCCACCGAAAAUGGUGUCUCCUUGAAGGAAAGCUCACCCAACCGCCAAACACCCCAACCUGCCCCAGCAGUCUCAAACUUUGACAGCUCACCGCCCGCUCGAAAGUCUCUGACAGACGAUUCCUCUGCGAUCGAUCAAGUCCGCCCGUUGCCAACAAAGAUGGACCUGACUCCAGACGCAAGGACCAAUUCAAGUCCGCAAGCUCCCAGAGUGAAGAGGAGGCGUUAUGAAGAACCGCCAAUCUAUGCCCGAAGAUCAGUACGCACCAAAGGGAGGAUUCCGAUGAUCCCGAACCGCUGUCCACCGAUCCCGAAGCAUGCCAGAAAUUCAACGCAAAAUCCUUUUCUGAUGCGCCAACAAAACGUUUCCGCCCAGGCCUCCGCUGCAGAUUCUCCGGCCAAACCCAAAAGCGAGACACCACCUGUUAAUGGCCCUUCGGCCCCCCGGCGGCCUCCAGAGCCUGCGCAGGCAGGAAGCUUAGGACCGUGGGAACCCUCGAUCUAUGGGUACAUCCCGCACGAGGAGGUCACAAAAGCGGUCUGCGAUUUCUUGUUCCAACAUGUGGUUAUGAGGAACGACGCGUCUGUGGCUCCUGCUGGUACGGCAGGAACCGGUCAGGGAGCAAUGAUCGAGGUGGAAGCCAAACUGGGACAGCUCGUUGACAUGGACAGGGGUGAGAGACUUCUCUUGCCCAUUUCGACCGAAGGUAUUGUGAAUAAGGAAAACACCCGCUUGCGAACUGCGUUCGAGAGCACGAUGACGUUAGCACAACAUCGGGCAAUGAAUAACUUUCUGAACGAAGCCGUGAAGAUGUCUAUGCCGCAAGCUAACCCAGGACGCAUUCCAUUAUCGUACGCACACAAGAAAGAGCGGGAUACCUUUUACGAAAUAUCACCAUCAGAGCUUCCUCCUGUCAUUAGGCAGAAUCUGAAUCCUCGCCAUAAACCCAAGGUGCGAGUAACUUUAGACCAACGAACGGGCGAGGUCCUCGCAAAGAUCGUGAAAUGCCGGAUUGCCGACCUUGAUGUCUACAGUCCUCGCACAUGUGUCGAUUGGCGAAUUAGCGUCAACCUGGAAAUGAGCUACGAAGGCGAUGUCAGCCACCUCACCGUGGUAGAUCCCGGUCGGGGACGCGGCGGAGAGCGAAACAAGGAUCGUAUGAGCUAUCGACAUCUGGCUUACCAGAUCGACCUGACACAAGUGGCCAAAUCAGAGCCACAAUCCAAAGGUGAAUUCGAACAUGAACUCGAAGUUGAAAUCUCCGCCGCUGAGAUCCGCCGUCAGGGUCAGCUCGCCAUGGCUGGCGACCCUAAAAACCAAUACGAAGAGCUUGUUAAGGGAUUUGUGGAUAAUAUUCGCAUCCUUGCACGAGCAGUGCCUCCAUAAAUCUUUUUCAUACCCCUGAAAUUAUUGUCGAUUCGUGUUUACAUCGCACACUACGCCGCCAAAUGGUUUUCUUCCUUUUUUAUUUUUUCUUGCCUCUCACGUAACAUAGAAAGACGACGGCCCUGAAGAUCCCAAAGAAGAACAAACGGAUCUAUGAGAGCUGCAUAUGGAAAACAAAAGUCAAGUUCACAUGGUACAUUCUCUGCCUGAUUGAUUUACUUUAUACCUAUAUGUUUUAAUAAUUGUCAACCACAUAUAUCCUUCUCAUGGAAAGAGAUGAUGAAUGAUGCGUCACGCCCUUUCUUUUUCACUUUUUCGUUCUUUCCUUCUCCCUCCCCAUCCUUCUUGGUCUUCAUCCAGCCGUUCAGAUUCCAUAUGGAUUUCUCAUGGUUAGGAACAUGUGUUUCACUUCUCUUCCCCCUUACCUACCCUUCUCUUGUGACACUAUUACGAUUUGUAUAAUAUAUAUGAAUACAUUGCACUAUAUCAGACAGAGGGUUUGUUAAUAUAUCUACUGUGACUAAAGUGCGCAGCUAACUCA